Molecule: messenger RNA, 550 nt
Organism: Aplosporella prunicola CBS 121167
Lineage: Eukaryota; Fungi; Ascomycota; Dothideomycetes; Botryosphaeriales; Aplosporellaceae
Exons: 1
Coding region: 92-418 (108 amino acids)
Source: RefSeq, a predicted model, not a curated record
UGCGAUUCGUACGGCGUCGAUCCCGUGGAGCUCUUUGUCUGUCUCUUCUGCGUUCGUACUCCUACGUCCUACGUACGAGAGGAGUGGCUACAUGGCGUCGAUGAAUGCGCUUAGGUCCGGCCGUCGGAAGGAGGUGUUUGGAAAGUGCCAGAGGACAAGCACAGAAAGCGUUGGCACUAAGAAAACAAGCCUUUUCCGUCCCCCUACCUGCUCUUACCUACAUAAACCCCUUGGCCAGCCCUCCAAGACCAACGGCCUCGAUUCGACACCCCCAGACACGAUCUCGCACCGUCCUGUCUCCCUCGUCGCUCUGCCCUCUCCCCUCUACUGCAGCACAGAGGCGCACGCGCCCGCCCCGACCCUACCCAGGGGCCUCGUCGUUGCCCGAGCCCAGCAACGAACAAACGUGUUAGGGUAGAGGCGAUAUCUCGGGCCGGGCGCAGCGCGCCGACCGGAGCCGGGACAAACCGCCACCGCUACCCACAAUCGAAUCCAUCUCGUAAGACGAUCGCGAAAUAGCGUCGGGCGCCAGCGGAACGCCUCCAGCACC